CUCUUCAGCCUGUCGUUCAUUCAGCAAGACUGAACAACUUUUCACCUUCAUCUGCUCUGUGGAACAUGGCUUUUCAGUGUCAGAGGGAUAGUUAUAUGCAAGAAUUUGUCACGUCAGUGGUGUCCUGUUCACCUGCCGAACUGAAGCUGGACAACAACGACAAGAAAGAAAAAGUGAAGGGUUUCAACGUGAUAUUAAAAGACACCAUUUUGUUCCCCGAGGGCGGCGGACAGCCUGAUGACCAUGGAACCAUUGAGGAUGUGGCAGUGGUGCGAGUGUUGAGGCAGGGAGCAGAUGCAGUGCACUUCAUCGGCUCAGCUUUAGACGAAGGCCGCGAGGUUCGGCUCAAGGUGGACUGGGAGCGUAGGUUUGAUCACAUGCAGCAGCAUUCAGGCCAACAUCUGAUCACUGCCUUGGCGGACACAGUGUUUGGAUACAAAACUACCUCAUGGGAGCUGGGCCGUCAGCGCAGUAGUAUCGAGCUGGAUACGGUGUCUGUGAAGCCGGGAGAGAUGGAAGCAUUGGAGGAUGCAGUCAAUGACAGAAUCCGUGCUCAUGUCCCAGUCAACGUGCGCCUCCUCUCUAUAGACGACCCUGAUAUGGAGAAGGUAAGGAGCAGAGGGCUUCCUGAUGAUCAUGCUGGACCAAUCAGGAUCAUCGAUAUUGAGGGAGUAGACGCCAAUAUGUGUUGUGGGACCCACGUAUCCAAUCUCAGUCAUCUACAGGUCAUUAAGAUCCUUGGGACGGAGAAAGGGAAGAAGAAUAAGACCAACUUAAUUUUCAUAGCUGGAAACAGAGUACUGAAAUACGCUGAGAAAAGCUACAACACGGAAAAGGCGCUGACGUCGUUGCUGAAAAUAGGGCCAGAUGAGCACGUCGAUGCCGUGGACAAACUGCAGAAAACAGUCAGGCGCCUUCAGAAGAGUAACCUCACGAUCCUCAGGGAUCUGGCUGUUCUUACAGCACAGAACUUCAAGAGCCAGCCAGAGAGAAGCAACUUUUUCAGUUUGCACAACAAGGAUGGUGAUAACGAGUUCAUGAACAUCAUUGCCAAUGAGAUUGGCUUUCAGGACACGAUCAUUUUUCUGACAGUGGGGGAAGAGAAAGGAGCAGGACUGUUUCUGCUUGCGGGGCCUGAGAACCUCAUAACUGAAGUAGGGCCACGAGUAGUGGAGCUGCUCCAGGGAAAAGGUGCAGGAAAGAACGGCCGUUUCCAAGGCAAGGCCAACAGCCUGGCGAAGAGAGCCGAGGUGGAGGCUUUACUGCAAUCCAAGUUAAAUCAGGAUUAUUUAUGAAGCAUAUCUAAAGCAAGAAAACAUAACAUAUGUGCUGUUAAGUUUAUUCAAAUUAAUUGUCAGCAUUGGUACCACAGCUCUGCUGAUUUCUCAAAUUGGUUAAAAGGGCUUGAUGAAGUUUCUAUAGUGCUGACUGUACUUGAAAUCAUGGGUUUAUAUUAAUACACUUAUUACUGUGCAUUAAGUUAUUGUUUCUCUCGUAACAGCUGAUAUAUACAGGGACUUAUAUGGCUAACAGUUUACAUCAACAGGCUGGUGAUAAAUAAUAAUAGAUCAGAAAUGUUAUUGAAUCAAGAAAAAUCUGUAAAUAUUUAGAUGGGGAAGUUUUUUGUAAGGAAAUGUUUACGUUCUGUGGAGCCACUGUUGUGAUGUACAGUGCUUUGCAAAAGUCUUAGACAUCCUUUUUUUUUUUUCAUGCAAACUUUGUUAUAGAUUUCUAUUUCAUGAUUUCUCCAUUAUCGAGUCAGUACAAAAACAUUUUAGAGUUCCAAACAUUCAUUUUCCAGCACAAAAUUAAAUGUUACAGAAAAAUUUGUUAAAAUCUGAGCAGCAUAUUACAGAAGAGAGCACUUUUCAGAUUAAAAAAGAAAACGUAAUGAAGGCGACUGGGUUUUGGUGCAAAAUUAAGAAGUGAGUGUGACAGUCAUUGUCCAGAAGAACUGUGUCUGGUUCUGUAAGAUGCUCAGUAAAACCUACAGCUCAUUUCCUUAUAAAACUGCACUCACUGUACCUGAGACUAUUUUUUUUUUCAAUAAAGGGUCGUCUUACACCAGA
Messenger RNA from Neoarius graeffei (lesser salmon catfish), 2069 nucleotides. It is a transcript of the gene aarsd1, whose product is annotated as alanyl-tRNA synthetase domain containing 1. The transcript has 12 exons. Gene Ontology annotation, biological process: regulation of translational fidelity; alanyl-tRNA aminoacylation. The coding region runs from base 66 to 1295 and encodes 409 amino acids. The record is from RefSeq and is a predicted model, not a curated record. Gene Ontology annotation, molecular function: alanine-tRNA ligase activity; Ser-tRNA(Ala) deacylase activity; ATP binding. NCBI's taxonomy places the organism in Eukaryota, Metazoa, Chordata, Actinopteri, Siluriformes, Ariidae.